This is a messenger RNA of Paramecium pentaurelia, 1039 nucleotides long. NCBI's taxonomy places the organism in Eukaryota, Ciliophora, Oligohymenophorea, Peniculida, Parameciidae. The record is from the annotation of a GenBank genome assembly.
AUGUUCCCUAGUAAAUUGUAUGAUUUACAAUUAACUCCUUCUUUGAAUAAAUUUAAUUCUGAUUUUUAAAGUGCUAGAAUGAUAGAAUAAUUCAAAUAACUAUUAAUUGAAGAUGAUAAGGAAAUACUCACAUCAGCUUUGGUAUAAUACUUAAAUCAAAAAGUUAGGAUCUAAUGAAAGCUAUUUCAUAUUCACUAUAUGGUACAUGGUUUUAUUGGAAAGUUUUGACUGAUAUUUGUAAAGGUGAUGAUCUCAACAUUAUAAGUUAAUAAUUGGAGAGAAAAAUCAUUAUUUAUGAUAUUUGUGAAAUUGAAGAUUUGAAAUGUUAAGUGAUUAAUUAUGGAUAUAAGAAACCUAUAUAUUUGGCUCGCUAUUUAAAUUAUUUUUAUGUUGUAGGCAAAAAGGGUACAUCUGAAAAGCAUAAACUUAUUAAAGAUAUUUUAAUGGAUGUUAUCAAUGAAAUAAUAGGAUUACCUAUCAGAAGACAUAAAAGAUCAUAUUCAGAUGCUUUUAAGUACCUAUCUGAUUAAAAGGAUAAUCGUACAAAUAAAUUAAAUAUUAAAAAUGUUCCUUUAUCUCCCUCUAAUAUAUCUCGUACAAGUUUAUAAAUGUAAUUGUUGGAUGAAGUAAAUCAAGAGAGUGAUCUUUUACUUAAGGAAUGUAAUUCUUUAAUUAACUCUCCAAGUCCAUAGAAUGAUCUAUUAUAAUCACUCAAUUUAAAUUUACAAGAAGGUACAAAUAUAUUGUCUAAUGUAAAUAUAUUAAAAAAUAUGUAUAGAUAAGAUAUUUUGGAACAUUAAAGUUUUAUGAUGAAGCAAGAUCUUAUGGUUUCAUAGUUAUGGACAUGGAUGGAAGUGAUUUAUUUGUUCAUUGUGAUGAUCUAACUAAAGCAGGGAUGAAUAAAGAUUUUUUAAGAACAGCUAAACAUGGUAAUAUAAUUAGAUUUUCAUUUCUUAUUCUUGAAUACUUUGGAAAGUACAAUAAAAGUAGAAAAGCAGUAGACUUAUAAUUUAUUCAAGGAUAACAAUAUUUCAUAUGA